Bombina bombina (fire-bellied toad) is the source of this 2330-nucleotide messenger RNA. RefSeq names its product DNA fragmentation factor subunit beta (gene DFFB). Lineage: Eukaryota; Metazoa; Chordata; Amphibia; Anura; Bombinatoridae. Gene Ontology annotation, biological process: apoptotic process; apoptotic DNA fragmentation. Gene Ontology annotation, cellular component: cytoplasm; nucleus. The record is from RefSeq and is a predicted model, not a curated record. Gene Ontology annotation, molecular function: DNA endonuclease activity. The transcript has 7 exons. Bases 46 to 1059 code for a protein of 337 amino acids.
AAUAGGAAACAAAUAAUAAAAUAAACGUGUUUUUGUUGUACUUUGAUGGGGAGCAGCAACUCUAUGCAGAUGAAGAUUUUUAAAAUAAGGACUUUAAAAAGCAACGAAAAAUAUGGAAUUGCCUGUAAGGAUCUCAAAGAGUUGAAGCAGAAAGGAUGCAAGAAAUUCCAGCUGCCUCUCUCUGCCACACGGGUUUGCUUAUAUGAUGACGGAACUGAAGUAAGUGACCAGUACUUGAAGAGAAUUCCAGAUAAUACAGAACUUGUAUUGCUACGAGAGGGAGAAACAUGGCAAGGAUGUAUCACAGACAUCGACCGGUUUUUAAAUGCUUUUUACAAAAAACAAACUGAUAUUGUGGAGGCUGCAAAGAAAUUGCUGUCAGAUGAAAAUGCUCCUCAAAGACAAAAAAUGCUGGUUGACUUCAUUCAUAAUUUGAAUGAAAAUAUAAUGGCAGAAAGUCGAGAAGAGGACAAACCAUGGUUUGAAGGUAUAGAACUUCGAUUCAAAAACAAAUCUAGCUACAUGAGGUAUACUUGUGAAAGCAGAAUACGUAGUUACAUGAAAGAGGUGGAAAGAUACUCUAUAGAUCCAGUGGCAAAGGAUGAAUACAAGAGAAUUGCGGAGAUCAUGUGCAGUGAACUGAAAGCCAUAAAAUACAAUGGCAGUUACUUUGAUAGAAUGGAGCAAAAAACUAAUCGUCUUUGUACUUCGGAAGGAUGGUUUUCUUGCCAAGGGGCUUUUGAUAUUGAUGCCUGCACAUUGAGGCAUUCUAUUAAUCCAUAUAGUAACAGAGAGAGCAGAGUUCUGUUUAGUACUUGGAACCUGGACCACAUAAUUGAGAAGAAACGGUCCAUCGUACCAUGCCUAGCUAAAGCUAUAAAGGAGCGCAAUGGAAGAGAAAUAAAUUGGCCGUAUUUCUUCAACCUGCUAUUCACCACAGAGAAUCUAAAACUGGUUCAUAUUGCCUGUCAUAAAAAAACAUCUCAUAAUUUGUCAUGCGACUGCUCAAUGAUAUACAGAAAAAGGAAAAAACAUAAAAAUUCCCCUCAAAUAAUGUGAUCAAUUUAUAAUGGAUUUGUUUUUAUGUUAUUAAUUUGUCAAUUGCCAUAAUGUGAAUGUUAGGAUCAGGGAUGAGGAAAAUGAUUUUUAAUUUUGAAUAUUUUAAGUAAACAUAUGAUUUUAUCAUGUUAUGUUUUAAUGUAUUACAAUUUAUUUUUAACAUUUUGUUUUAUAUUAAUUGGUAUCUGCAGUAAAUGUUUUUUUAUUUAUAUGUUUAAUUAAUUGGUCUGUAAAAAACAUUUGAAUACAUUUUGGGACUUGAAAAGUAUCUUAUAGAUUCACUUUGCAGUAGGGACGCUAAACACUAAAUACAUUUAAUGCACCUCCCUCUAAUCUUCGAUGCUGCCAUUUUGAAACCUAAACUUACACUGCAGGUAUCUGAAGAAACGUUUCUGCACAUGUGCAGACAGAUCAGCACUGGAAUGAAGUGAAAGAUGCAUUUCAACAUGGUGGCACUCAUGACUAGAGGGAGGUGUGGAAUGACUGUUUAAAAAAAAAUAUUUGGUGUUAAAUGCCCCUUUAAAGGGACUCCAUACACCUUGUAAUUGCAACACUUGCACUAUCUUAUAAUAAAUUAACAAACUGUGAAAAUGUUCAGAAUUUAUUAACACCUUAUUUGCUACAACUGUUUUUCAAUUGAUAUCACUCACAGAUUUGGAGGGAUCAAUCUGGACAUGUUUAUUUUAGGAGACAUGGUUUGCCACUGUCAAUUUGUUAGCAAAAUUUGCAUUGUUUUUCACUAUGUUCUUAUAUUCUCUGUUGAGGCCAGAUAGAGACAGAUUUAAAAAAAAAAUCUGCAUUGAUCAUACAAUGGGGCCCGAUUUAUCAUUUGUCGGACCCGCCCGACAUUGCUGAUGCUGUGCAACCAGUGUUAAAUGCUGUCAGUAUUUAACAUUGCACAAGCAGUUCUGGUGAACUGCUUGUGCAAUGCCACCCCCUGCAGAUUCACGGCCAAUUAGGGGUUGUCAGUCAAUCCGAUCGUAUGCGAUCGGGCAGAUUGAUGUCCACUGCCUAAGAGACGUUGUAUGCGUUAAGGAGCAGCGGUCUUAAGACCGCUGCUUCUUAACUCCUAUUUCCGGUGAGCCUGAAGGCUCACGCGGAAACAGGAACAUUCAGCCCUUAAUAAAUCGGCCCCAUUGACUGUGUAGAGUGUAGUUUGUUUUGUGUAGUGUGCACUUAAAAUUAAGUUAAAUUACAGAGAAAGGGGGCAAAAUAAUUAAAUUAUACUGCAAAUUUGAUGUACAUGAUUAAAUAUUUUAUACAAUCUCAAA